GAUUGCUUCUGGACCGCUUGUGGCGUGCUUUUCGUCCCCAGCACUCCUAAUAUUCGCAACCCAUCGCAGUGUGCGCGGUCUGCAGUGGUCCAAUCCGCUGAAGUUAACGAGGCACUGCCUUCGGCUGCUCAUCGCUGCUGUGCUUUCGUGUGCUGUUGUGCUGUGUGAGUUUUGAUGUGACGCCGUGUGCCGCGGAAAGAUGAGUGAAAGAAAUUUCCUAGACGUUCCCGAGGACAGCGACGCGCCGUACGAGUCUCUCUUCCUUCAGGCUGACGAACAGUUCAGGCAGUUAGUGAAGACCUUGUCUGAUGACGCCAGUGCUCCAAAACUCAAGUCAAAAUCCAUCAAGCCGUCACCGGGGUUCUGUGUGAAGGUCAAGGACACGUCCAGCGGUGGCAAGCUUUUCAUUAAUGUUUGCCACACUCCCGAGCUUCCCGAGCCGCAAGACAUCAGCGAUGAGGAGCUAAUCCAGAUCCUUGGGUCGGACGACCCCACCACGUACCGUGUCCCCCUCAGUCUGGGCCUGCCCCACGAGGAAGUGGACAAGAGUGGAGCUCCCUGCACGGUGUAUGACGUCAUCAUCAACGAGGCCUUCUUCCGCAAGAUCAGCUCCAACGAGCUGUUCAAGACGUUCCUCGUCACAGUGGCACUUGACGGCAUCGAGGAGAAGUACCACGCCCACCCUGACCGAGACAACUACGUGGUGCUCAAGAACAAGCUGUACAUGGGCACCAUGCCCGACCACUGCAUACAGGACAGGAAAGGCCCGCUGAUAUCUGAGCUCCCCAUGUGAGUCCCUUGAACAUGUUCUUGCACGUU
This is a messenger RNA of Dermacentor silvarum, 819 nucleotides long. RefSeq names its product PIH1 domain-containing protein 1-like. The coding region runs from base 200 to 793 and encodes 197 amino acids. Lineage: Eukaryota; Metazoa; Arthropoda; Arachnida; Ixodida; Ixodidae. The record is from RefSeq and is a predicted model, not a curated record. Gene Ontology annotation, cellular component: cytoplasm; ribonucleoprotein complex; R2TP complex. The transcript is spliced from 5 exons. Gene Ontology annotation, biological process: rRNA processing; box C/D snoRNP assembly.